CGGACGCUAAUAAGACCCAAUGGCUGGUGCAAGGUGGCCAGGAGCGCUGAAACGCGACAGAAGACGGUGGAAGGUCAGAAAGAGGAAAAAAAAAACCUCAGGAGUGACAUUUGUAGAUGGAUAAACGAGGAUGAGGGCGCCACAGCAGCGUACGUAGGAACUGUUGGGGAGUCUGUUGGGCUUUUGGUGUUUCUCGCUGAAGGAAAUGCGUGGAGAGGGACGCGUUGUCCUGAAGGCACAGUGAGCCACUGACCCCGGGAGCACUGAGCCCCCCCCCCCACCAAAUGAAGCAGUCCUGGUGGGCCCGCCUGGCACAGCUCAGCCUGCUCGCUGUGUGGACCUGCAUAUGGCUGGUCCAGGGAUGCGGACCGGGCCCAGGCUAUGGCAUCCGGCCCAGGUCCAGAAAGCUCACAGCCAUGCACUACAAGCAGUUCUUCCCCAACUUCUCUGAGAACAACCUGGGUGCCAGCGGGAGAGCGGAGGGCAAGAUCACACGCAACUCUGAACGCUUCAAUGAGCUUGUGUGCAACUACAACCCAGACAUUGUGUUUAAGGAUGAGGAAAACACCAACGCUGACCGCCUCAUGACCAAGCGAUGUAAGGACUGUCUGAACAGGUUGGCUAUCGCAGUGAUGAACCAGUGGCCUGGGGUACACCUUCGUGUGACGGAGGCCUGGGAUGAGGAUGGCCACCACCCUCCCGGCUCUCUCCACUAUGAAGGCCGGGCCGUGGAUAUAACCACAGAUGACAGGGAGACCGAAAAAUAUGGUCUUCUAGCCCAGCUGGCUGUGGAGGCUGGCUUUGACUGGGUACACUAUGAGUCUAAAUAUCACAUCCACUGCUCAGUGAAAGCUGAUCACUCUGUCACAGUGGAAAAAGGUGGCUGUUUCCCUGGCUGGGCCAGGGUGACUGUUGCCGGAGGGGGGCAAAAGAGCCUGUCCUCUCUAUCUCUCGGCGACAGAGUCAUGGCCCUGUCUGUGACAGGCCAGGUCGUGUUUAGCCAGGUCCUCUUGUUUCUGCACCAGGACCAUGAAAGCUGGUCCACCUUUCUGUCUCUGGAGACAGAAACUGGCCACAGACUAACCCUCACUCCACAUCACUUGGUCUUCUUAAGCGGCCAUUGCACACUUGACAGGAAUGAGUACCUGGCUCAGUUUGCCAUCAGAGCCAAAAUAGGAGGUUGUGUUCUCAUCCACACAGCAGAAGGUCAAGUGCACCCAUCUCGAAUCGUCUCAGUGUCAGUGAUGGAGAGUGUGGGAGUGUAUGCGCCCUUGACAGAAGCUGGGACUGUGUUUGUUGAUGGGGUGCUGGCAUCCAGUUAUGCACUGGUGGAGGACCACAGACUUGCACACUGGGCUUUUGGACCUGUGCGCCUCCUCUCCUCACUUAAAAAUGCCCUCUGGGGGGAGACAACACAAAAACAGCAGAGCACAGAGAGCGGAGCAGCUUACCCUAAAACUCCAUCAUAUUGUAGCACUUUGGACACUAAGGACGAAGCAGGUUUAUGUAUCAAUAAUGACAUUAUUAACAAAAGACACAAUCUGAGUGAACCUCUAACAGUGGAAAUAAAAAUGAAGCACUCUUUACAAAGAAAAACAUCAAAUGUGCACUGGUAUGCCAGACUACUGUACAGUUUAGGAUGUGGCUUUUUAGACUCACUCCAUCCUUAAAAGACUAUAGAUCUAAACAUUGCACUGAAUGUUACUGCUUUGAUACACUUACACAGAACUAUCUGUUAUUUCUCCAAUAAAUAAAAGAACAGAUGUUGCCUUCCUUUUUCACCAUUGCUUGCAUUGUAAUAUAUGACUGACGUGCAUCUUAAUACGGAGGAAAAUUUUUAAGGCUGUUAUAUAAGCAAAAAACAGAAUUGUCACUGUAAAUCGAUGUAAAAUGGUCACAUCAGAAGAAGUUACAUAGUCUAUAUGUACAGCAUAUUUCUCUGAAUUUCAGUUAUAUGUGUGGAAAAUUGUAUUCUACUGGGAUAGAAAUGAAUGUUCCCACAUCAGCAGAAUCUUUAUUUUUGUAUCUGAAUCAUAAUAUAUAACGGUUUCAUUUUGUUGGAAUUAUUUCACUACAUGUAUUAAUUUGUUUUCAUGUAAUAAAACAUUUUAAAAGCA
Molecule: messenger RNA, 2117 nt
Organism: Cheilinus undulatus (humphead wrasse)
Lineage: Eukaryota; Metazoa; Chordata; Actinopteri; Labriformes; Labridae
Gene: dhh
Product: desert hedgehog signaling molecule
Exons: 4
Coding region: 285-1670 (461 amino acids)
Biological process (GO): cell-cell signaling; intein-mediated protein splicing; cell fate specification
Molecular function (GO): patched binding; calcium ion binding
Source: RefSeq, a predicted model, not a curated record